Molecule: messenger RNA, 735 nt
Organism: Fulvia fulva
Lineage: Eukaryota; Fungi; Ascomycota; Dothideomycetes; Mycosphaerellales; Mycosphaerellaceae
Product: 37S ribosomal protein RSM18, mitochondrial
Exons: 2
Coding region: 1-735 (244 amino acids)
Biological process (GO): mitochondrial translation
Cellular component (GO): ribosome; mitochondrial small ribosomal subunit
Molecular function (GO): small ribosomal subunit rRNA binding; structural constituent of ribosome
Source: RefSeq, a predicted model, not a curated record
AUGUCGCUGGAACAUGCGUUCAGGCGGCUGGCCAUACGGCCCUCGUCGGUAUGCCGCCAAUGCCGACGGACGAUAGCGACUUCGACACAGCGACAGCAACAGCAGUCGGCGACGGGAUCCUUUGCUGACCUGCUCUCCUCGUCGCGCGAUGCAAAUAGACCAAUGGCACGCCGUACAGCGCCGACACCAACAGCGGAUCGAACGGCGACAUCGCCUCCUGCUGUCGCAUCAGCACCACCCCCUGCAGAACAGCCCGCGGCACGCGACAACUUCGCUUUAGCCCGCCAGGCUGUCCGCGAUUCCAACUCCAGCCGCAUAGAACAGCAAAAUCGCCAGCUCGUGCGAGAGGCCGAACGUGGAUGGAGUCGCAAAGACCUCGAACUGCAAGCUGUUCGCAAGUGGACAGCCGGCGACGUCUACUCUCCCCACGAUCUGUCUGGCGUGGAAAUGUCAAAGUGGAAGAAGAUCAGGAGGAAGCCGCGACCGAAGUACGAUGUCAUUGACCAGCUGGGUCUGGAUCCUCUGAAGUUGUACAGGAACUUCAGUAUCAUGAGCGAGUACGUUACGGAGAUGGGGAGGAUCAAGCAUAGCAAUGAUACGGGCUUAAGGCCUGUCAAUCAGAGGAAGAUGGCAAAGGCGAUUAGGAGGUCGAUGGGCAUGGGUUUGAUGCCCGGUGUGCAUCGACAUCCUGAGAUUAUCAAGAAGGAGCUGGAAAACAGGAGGCCGAGCUAUUAG